This is a messenger RNA of Oncorhynchus mykiss (rainbow trout), 3364 nucleotides long. RefSeq names its product CD81 antigen. The record is from RefSeq and is a predicted model, not a curated record. Gene Ontology annotation, cellular component: plasma membrane. Lineage: Eukaryota; Metazoa; Chordata; Actinopteri; Salmoniformes; Salmonidae.
GGGAUUGCGUACCCUACAUAUCUUGUUGGCAAGCAGUGUGAGUCUCUUCCUCCUCCACCUAGUUUUUAAGGGGCGGGGUGUUACUUGGGUGUUGCCCAUUUGCGUCGACCUCGACAGUAUCCAUCGGAUUAUUUUCAUUUUACAACCGCCUGGCCUUGUGUCUCUUGCCCGUUGCCUCACCACCGAAAGGGAUCUGAGUACUUCAACCAUGGGAGUCGAAGGCUGCACUAAAUGUAUCAAAUACAUGCUUUUCUUCUUCAACUUCAUCUUCUGGCUCGCAGGAGGUGUGGUCCUGGGCGUGGCUCUAUGGCUUCGACAUGACGGCCACACCAGCAGCCUGCUAGAGUUGAAGUUUGACGGCCAACAAGCACCAACCACCUUCUUAAACAGUGUUCACAUCCUGAUUGCUGUUGGCGCAGUGAUGAUGGUUGUCGGGUUCCUCGGCUGCUAUGGUGCCAUUCAGGAGUCUCAGUGUCUUCUUGGAACAUUCUUUGCCUGCUUGGUGAUCCUGUUCGCUUGUGAGGUGGCAGCUGGAAUCUUUGGAUUCAUGCACAAAGAUUCGAUUUCCAAAGAGCUGAUUACCUUCUAUGACAAUGUGUACGAGAACUCUGUAGCAACCACUUUAACAGACCAGGACAAGAAACAGGCUGCCACUGCUGUGCUGAAGGUCUUCCAUGAGACGUUGGAAUGCUGUGGUAGGGGUUUCAGCAACCCGUUCACUACAUUAAUCACCCAAGGUUUAACGGACAUCUGCCCCAAGUCAGUCUCCGCUUCCACUACAGACUGUCACGGAAAAAUCACUGAGCUCUUUACCGAGAAGGUUUACCUGAUUGGCAUCACUGCUCUGAUAAUUGCUAUUAUUAUGAUCUUUGAGAUGACAUUUAGUAUGGUCCUGUGCUGUGGGAUCCGCAACAGCCCGGUGUACUAAAGUCCAGGGGGAAGAAGCAAGGGCUAGUGACCUCUGGAGAUACUAGCCAAUGACUGAAGGAAAAUAUUUAUCUUCCUUUUUUGUUUUUAUAGCCUGUCACUUCCUCAAAUAGUUGCUUGCUAAUUUUGUCAGUUGUACAAGAUCAAAAAUGCAUCUUCUCACACAGUUUUUGAUAAUAUAGUACCAACUAUUCUUGUCAGGCACAGAUAGCUGUUCAAUAUUUUGACUAAUGUUAGUCUGUACAAAAUGUUGAGGUUUACAUUGGCAUGGCUUUUAAACACACACACAAAUACAGAUCCUGGAAUUCUCGUGUUAAUUGUGAAGUAUUGCCAUAUGUUAUGCUGGAGUCCAAAACAUUGUAUUCUGUUGGUUUAUCAAUCUCUUUUCAAAUGUAUAUGUAUGAACUGUAUAUAUUUGCAGUGCUUUAUGACUGUCAAGCAUGGGUAAUGUAUUGAAUCCCUUCUCCCAUAAGUUUCUGCACUCACUGCUUGUCUGCCUGAGUUUUCUCCAUAGAGAACAACCACUAACAGUGAAUGGAUACUAUUGAUUUGUCUGUCCCAUCUAAAACCAAGAUAAUAGAAGUGAUAGUUUGUCCUGUGCUUUUAUAACACCUACCAAGCCAUAAAGAGACCCCAUGCCUCCAAGCCUUAUGAGUGGAAUAACCCAUCCUCCCCAACAACACCUUGUUCCUGUUAAACUACAUUGAAUGUCCUAUCCUUAACCUAUUGCUGUGUACUGUGCAUACCUACAGAAACCUCACCUCUUGGGGUCCUAAGCUGGCACAGCGGUAAAACGCACUGCACCGCAGUGCUGAGGCACCACUACAGCAUGGGGUUUGAUCCCAGACUGUCACAACCGGCCGUGACCGGGAUCCCCAUAGGACGGCGCACAAUUGGCCCAGUGCCGUCCGGGGUAGGGGAAGGUUUGGCUGGUGGGGCUUUCCUUGGCUCAUCUUGCUAUAGUGACUCGCUGUGACUGGUCUGGACGCCUGCAAGCUGACUCCAGUCAUCAGUCAAAUGGCGUUUCCUCCGACACAUUGGUGCGGCUGACAUCCGGGUUAAGAGAGCAGUAUGAUAAGAAGUAGGCAGCCAGAUGGGUCAUCUUUUGUAGGACACAUGACUCAACCUUCGCCUCUCCUAAGACUGUUGCAGAGAUGAGCCAAAGGACCUAAUACGGGGUAAAAAAUACGCUUGUGGCCAUACCACCCUGAACACGCCUGUUCAGGGUCGGGCCUGGUUAGUACUGGGACGGGAGACCGCCUGGGAAUACCAGGUGCCCUAAACGCCAAAAAAAAAACGUCACCUCUUCAGACGUUCAGACAAAUCUAUUUUAUUUUCAAAUCAUUUUUUUUACCCCUGCUUGUUAUACUCUGACAGUCAAACAUCUUAUAAUGCUGGGACUUGCCAGACAGUGUUGUAUCUGUGCUGUAUGAUGAUACUGUAUAAUACCACUGACCAUGCAGUUGUGAGAGGUUGUGUUUGUGUGUCAGGAAGUCCAAUACUGGCCAUGUCAACAAGUCAAGUCCACAACCAACCAACCACUAGGGGGCAGACCUGUUGUGGUGCUUCAUGGUAUUCCAUGGAUAUGGUUCCAAAGCCAGGGGGAGCGCUUGUCAUACGUUCUUUCUCCACUCUGACUAGGGUUGCAUGCUCAACUGCAAAGCACUUCUCGGCUGGUUCCAUUUCAAUCUUCAGCUUCCCUUCAGCGUUUACAGAUUUUAAUCUGAUCCAUUAGAGGGCGAGGUGGAGCUUUCACCCUAUUAUCUACACCCAUCCAGUCCUUUCAGAUCUGUUAACACAAAAGGGGUAUGGGCUAGGGACUGAAGUGGAACCAGGCCCUUAACAUUCACCUAUAUACACACAUAAGCACUUAAACACUCACACAUACUCACUCCAUCAUCAUUUGUGUAGUCCUACAUAAUAGACUGUAUGGCUUUCUAAGCCAACCAAAACCUAGUCUUCUUAACACAAUGCCUAUGCUGAUAUAUGGUUAAGUGUCUUGUAACAUGUACAGCUAUAUAUUAUUGUACUAAUGACCAUGUAAAGACAAUGUAGCUAUGCCUUUCAUUGUGAUAUUUUGUCUGGUACGUUGUCAAAAGAAAAAUGGGUGUCGGCUUCAGUGGCAGUGUGCAGGACUGAGAAAUCAGUUGAGUUACUAAAGGUUGGGAAGAUUAGCAACAUGGCUGUAUAUGCUGUACAACACAAAGGUGAAGAACAAUGCCAGCAAAAGCGUGUCUCUCUUUAGUAUCUAUGUCACUGCCCUACUGUAAAAACACUAUACACAAUGUAGUGACUGAGACGCAAUAGCCCACUGCUGCCCAAAUCUGUGCCCUUUCUCUCCUGUUUUAGAUUUUGAUUUGGUUUUGUUGCCCAAGUAUUAAGGGAUUAAAUGUAUUUUACAAAUAAUAAAGGAAUAACCUGUCUUUUUCACAUCUUA